Messenger RNA from Schizophyllum commune H4-8, 894 nucleotides. RefSeq lists its product as uncharacterized. The coding region runs from base 1 to 894 and encodes 297 amino acids. The transcript has a single exon. NCBI's taxonomy places the organism in Eukaryota, Fungi, Basidiomycota, Agaricomycetes, Agaricales, Schizophyllaceae. The record is from RefSeq and is a predicted model, not a curated record.
AUGCUCUUUUCGGCCCUAUCCAGCGCCCUUUUGCAAGCAAGUCAACCGAAGCCAACCGUGAAGCUCUCAGCUGAACAUGCUUUAGUAGAAGACUCGGCUUGGUGCGACUUCCUUGCACUCGAGCUGCAGGAUCUGGCUCGGACUCGCCCAGCGAUCAUGGGUGGAGAUCUGGAGACUUUGAAGGCCAUCAUGGAAGCCCGAUACACGCUCUUACUUGCCGAUGCUGGCAUUCAUGGAGACAGCAUCCUGAGUAGCGUUGACGAGAAUGCCCUUGGUUACAGACGACGAAUCGUUGUCCGAUUUUACUGCCCUGGGGAGGUGUGUACAACUCACAUGCAGGUCGUCUUGUUAAUCAAGAGUUCUUCGCAGCGCCUUCCCGAGGUUGUGACCCUCUGGAAAACGGCAGGCUGGGUGAUACUCUCGCACUUCGAGAUGACGAUACAGGCCUUACGCCUGAGGGAGCGUCUGAGCAAGCCGCAUAUACUGCUUCGAAACGGAGCUGCGAAGGCUAUCGACUGGGACUCUAGAAUUCCCGUAGCAGGCGAGGAUCUCAAUGUCUACGGCGAAUACCGACCUUCCGCGUUGGAGGGAAGGCAAGUUUUGUGCCAAAUCGAGCUGUCCGUGGAGGUGCGAUCUCACCAACGUACUCGGGCUGAUUCUGAAAACAAACUCGAAAAGGGCGACAAUGACAUGGUAGUGAUAUACAGCAACGCGGGCGGAUGGGUUAUUCUGAAGGAUGCACUUGCACUGAUGCGCGGCGACCUACUAUCCAAGGUCGAUGUUACAGCGCUGAAGCGAAGGGUUCCAGAGAACGGGCAGCUUGUUUCAGUUGUUUUGGACGAGCACAUUGCGGUGGCAGAGGGAGACACGGUGCAUGUGAGUUGCGUACAUUGA